Messenger RNA from Labeo rohita (rohu), 1818 nucleotides. RefSeq names its product interferon-induced protein with tetratricopeptide repeats 1-like. Gene Ontology annotation, cellular component: cytosol. Bases 162 to 1442 code for a protein of 426 amino acids. Gene Ontology annotation, molecular function: protein binding. The transcript is spliced from 2 exons. Gene Ontology annotation, biological process: defense response to virus. Lineage: Eukaryota; Metazoa; Chordata; Actinopteri; Cypriniformes; Cyprinidae. The record is from RefSeq and is a predicted model, not a curated record.
UCUAAAAUUAAAAUACUGAGCUGACGUGUUUAAGGACUUUGUUUAGGUAGGUAAGCAGGUGGUUUUAUGAGCUUGAUCAUUAUAAAUACAGCAUGAUCUCUCCAUGACUCAAGACUGCUAGAAGAAACACGUCUCAAACCGGAGCACCACUGACCAUUAUUAUGGACCUGAAACAACACCUUGAGAAGCUGGAGUGCCACUUUACUUGGGAUCUGAGUUGCAGUAAAAAUGAACUCACUGAGUUACUGAGGAACCUGCAAGAUGUGGACCAGCAAACAUGCACUUGGCUGCUUCACUAUUACAACCUGCUGGGCUACAUCCAACAGGCUCUUGGCUCCAACACAGAGGCGCUGACGUACCUGCAGAAAGCAGAAAGUGGGAUGGAGGAGCAGGAAACAGAAGAAGCUGGAGUCCGGCUGCAGGUCAACAAAGCUAACCUGGCUUGGAUCUACUUCCAUAUGGGAGACAUGGAUAAGAGCAAAGGAUACCUAGAAGAGGUGGAGAGGCUUCGGCGAAUGCAUCCUGCUCCACCUGGAUGCGCGUUACAUCCUGAAGUCAGUGGAGAAAAGGGCUGGACGCUGGUGAAGUUUGACAAGUCCAAGAAGCAUCAGGCAAUUGAUUACUUUAAGAUGGCUUUAGAAGCAGAACCAGAAAGGAAGGAAUGGCACAAAGGUCUUGCCAUAGCCGUGAGCAGGGUAUAUGUAAAUCAUAAAUGCCCUCCAGAACUUGAGGAUGAAAUUCUAAAGCAGCUGAAAACUGCACAUGAAAAUGAACCAAACAGUUUGCGUCUUCAUGCUCUUUAUUUAGAAAAACUGUCUAAGGUGCAAUCAGCAAACAUUGAGAGCGAAAUGCAAGAUUUACUAGAGAGAACUCUUGAAACCGAAAACCUGGGGGGUCUGGGUACGAUUCUCAGGUAUUAUAGAACCAUUUCUGUAGAUAAAUCUAUUGAAGUAGCAGAGAGAGCUCGAGAAAAGUUUCCCACCUCAAACAGAGUGCUGACACAUCUGGCAAAUUGCUACAAAUGGAAGGUUUACAAGAAAGACAUCACGGAAAAUGAGACUUUGGCUAAAAAAGCCAUUGAACUGUUUGAGGAGCUUGUCAGACAUUAUCCUGACUCACUGAGAGAUAAGGUAACCCUUGCAUCGCUGCACUACUAUGCACACAACAAUGAGAGAACAGAUGAGAUUUACCAGCAGCUCCUGUCAGAGAAAGAUGAUCUCCCUCCCCACAGCCAACAGUAUUUUUACUAUAGUUAUGCCUGCUAUCUAUAUAAGUGUAAACGACUUGACGAUUCAAUUAACUUUCAUAUGAAAGCAGCAGAAAUCCCAGAUAAUACAGCUGAAAGACAGAAGAGCAUAAAGAUUCUUCAAAAAAGUGGGAUGAAUCACAAAAACCGUCGCUGUGUGGAAAUACAGAAUUUUCUGAAGAAAAUUAAUAUUUGAUUAAAAUGUGCUUUGAUACAACAACCCUCAAAAAUCACUGUUACCUAUUCAGUGACGUUGUGAGGGACUGAAACCAUUUUGGACCAUAUUUUAAAAGUCAGCGACAAAUUAUCACACAGUGUCCCAUUUCACCAAUAUUGUGAACAUUUAAUCAAUGACAAAAUAAAAAAUAAAUAUAGUUUUUCUGUGUAACUAAUUUCCUGACUGACAAGUGGACAUGUCUCAAGUCUCUAAUCAACUCUCUUUAUGUCCUAUAAAAAAAUAAAAAAUAAAAAUCACUUGUUGACUGGAAAUUAGGGGGGAAAAUGACAUCAUAAACCUUUAUUGCUUAUAAUGACUGUAAUUUCCUGUUUCCUGCCUGAUGAAGAAGACAUAU